CAGAGACUGCUGGAAAAAGCUUUUUUAUUUUAAAAGGAGGGACGAGUCCCCUGGAAACCGGGCGCUGCCAGAGCCUGCCGGCCUGAUUCCCGAGCCGGGGAGGACGCCACUGCCAUGCUGGAGGCCCCUGGCUGGCCUGUGCGCAGAGCCGAGCACGAUGCCUUUCCUGCACGGCUUCCGCAGAAUCAUCUUCGAGUAUCAGCCCCUGGUAGACGAGAUUUUGGGGCUGCUGGCGAUACAGGGUGCAGAAAGCCAGAGCGCUCUCGAGAGCCCUGCUUGUCUGGGCAGUGACAGGAGCCGGCUGUCCGCUGUGAGACGAGUCUUGGAGAGGGAGACGCACUCCCCUUUUUAUCAGGAAGGCGUGAGCUAUGCCCUGCUGAAGGUCGCUGAGCUGGGGCUCGUCCCCGCAGCGGAGAUCCUCCUGGAGUUCGGGGCCGACCUCAGCUUUGAAGAUCCAGUCACUUACUACACCCCUCUGCACAUUGCAGUUCUCCGCAACCAGCCGGAUAUGGUGGAGCUCCUGGUGCACCACGGGGCUGACAUCAACCGGAGAGACCGGAUCCAUGAGAGCAGUCCCCUCGAUCUGGCCAGCGAGGAGCCCGAGCGGCUGCCCUGCCUCCAGUGUCUCCUUCAGCUGGGGGCCAACGUCAAUGCAGCAGACAAAAAUGGAAAGACAGCGCUGUUGCACGCCCUGGCCAGCAGUGAUGGUGUCCAGAUCCACAAUACUGAGAGCAUCCGUCUCCUGUUGGAAGGAGGCGCAGAUGUCAGGGCCGCCACCAAAGAUGGUGACACUGUCUUCACCUACAUCAUCUUCCUGCUGGGAGAGAUGGUAUGCAGCAACACGGAGGAGGCGCAGGUGAUCAAUCGCUUCUGCUUUCGCGUCACCCAGCUGCUGCUGGCCCACGGUGCUGACCCCAGCGAGUGCCCAGCCCCUGAGUCCCUCACCCACCUCUGCUUCAAAAGCUUCAAACGCCACUUCCCGCUGCUGCGUUUCCUGCUGGAGUCAGGCGCUGCCUACAACUGCUCCCUCCACGGCCCCUCGUGCUGGUCGGGCUUCCACAUCAUCUUUGAGUGCCUCUGCUCUCACCUCAGUGUCUCCGAAGAUGACAGCUUCUCCACAGACCUCAUCCAGAAGGGUCAGACCUUGCUAGAGCUCAUGAUGGCCAGUUCACAAGCCAUCCAGCUGCCCAGCAACUUUGAGGUCAACACCAGCAGCUGCAGGUACCACGGGGAGAAGGUCAGGACUCUCUUCUGCUCUUUGAAGCAGCUGGAGCGUUCCCCCCAGGCACUGAAACAUCUCUGCCGGGUGUUUAUUCGGCAGCGCCUUAAACCGUGGCCAGUGGAUGUCAAAAUCAAGGCCCUACCUCUUCCAGACAGGCUGAAGUGGUACCUCCUCAUUGACCACACUGCUGUUGGGCAUGAGGACCUCUGAGCCCAACCAGUGCCUCUCCGUCUCCCCACCUCUGCAGUCGUGGUGCCUCUUCCAGGACAGCCAGCAAAUCUGGGCCUGGCUUUCUCUGCAGCGAGAUGUGCUGCUGUCCCUGCAGCCAUGGCUUGGUUUGUGCUGCCCACAGUGUCUGUCUCUGCUGCGUUGGGGGGGGGGGUGCGCUUUUUCCGCGCACAAAGCUGCAUGUCCUGUGGAGGCCUCACUGCUGUGUGCAUGUCGGGGAGGCAGGCAGAGCCCCACAGCUCCCAGGGGUGCAAAGAGCCCGCGGGCAUUAGGGGAGCUGGAUACUCAGGUAGAGGGUGGUUCAUGUGGAUUUUGAGAAAAGGCCUGGUGGUCUCGUAGGCAGGACCAGCAGAGCAGUUGGGGAUGGUGUGACUGGAGAGGCAGCCUCUCCUCUCUCUUCCCAGCCCUGCCAGGUUCUGGAUGGGUGAAGCAGUGCCUUAGGUGAGUGGUGGAGUCAGGAGGCACCUCCGGAUGCUGAGAAAAAGAGUUGUUUCCCAUCCCGGAGGCUGAACAGCAGUGGGCAGAGAUGCCCCAGGUCAACCUGGUAUAGUCUGUCCUGCCGGAGAUGCUGGCUCCACGCCCUGGUUUUGUGCCUCCAGUCCUGUUGAAGGGAGCAGCAGUGAUGGAGGCAUGUCCUGCGUGGGUGUGGAUGCCUUUCUUGCUCGCCCUGGUGUCUGAAACCAGGAGCAUGAAGGGGAUGAAGGGAAGGGGGUUGGCAGUGGCAGCCUGGCUGCUCGACACUGAGUUUUUGCUGGGAGCUCCUCAUCCUCCCAGCACGGAGGACAAUCCACCAAGGACAGCUCAGAUGUGGGCUUCAAAGCAAACAGAGGAGCAGCUGUUAUUUGGCUCUGUGGUACGUUCCCUGUGCAAGGACAAGAAACGGGCUGCCAGCUCUGCUCAGGGCCUUGUAGCUCCCUGUUCUUUGGCCUGUUUCAUGUUCCUCUCUGUUUUCCUGCUAAGUACUCCCAGGGCCUUGGUCUCCACUGCCUGCUUCCCAGGAAUGAGAAAUAGCCACAGGGCUCUGGAUCUUUCCAACUUGCCAGGCUGCUACUGGAAGCUCCAUCCUCUGGAGCUGCGUGUGGAGGUCUCGUGCCAGCCCUGCCGCAGCCGUCUGGCUCCUCUUCUAGG
Struthio camelus australis is the source of this 2578-nucleotide messenger RNA. The record is from RefSeq and is a predicted model, not a curated record. Lineage: Eukaryota; Metazoa; Chordata; Aves; Struthioniformes; Struthionidae.